Molecule: messenger RNA, 2965 nt
Organism: Rhipicephalus sanguineus (brown dog tick)
Lineage: Eukaryota; Metazoa; Arthropoda; Arachnida; Ixodida; Ixodidae
Gene: drongo
Product: arf-GAP domain and FG repeat-containing protein 1
Exons: 8
Coding region: 31-1650 (539 amino acids)
Molecular function (GO): GTPase activator activity
Source: RefSeq, a predicted model, not a curated record
CGCAUUGAAACUUCCGGCUGGCAAUUCAAAAUGGCCGCCAGAAAGAGAACGCAAGAGGAGAAAAAUUUAAAAACUCUUCGAGAACUUGCUGCAUUACCUGCAAAUAAGCAAUGUUUCGACUGUCAUCAGCGGGGGCCAACGUAUAUAAACAUGACUGUCGGGUCAUUUGUCUGUACGUCCUGCAGCGGAAUUCUGCGAGGUUUAAACCCACCGCAUCGAGUGAAAUCCAUCACCAUGACAACAUUCACACCUGAAGAAAUAGAGCAGAUAAAAAACAAAGGAAAUGAGUACUGCAAGUACGUGUGGCUGGGUCUGUACGACUCUCGCUGCCCCAUGGAGCCGGACUCCAGGGACGAACAGCGGACGCGGGACAUGAUGAUCCAAAAGUAUGAGCGCAAGCGCUGGUACGUUGAGCCCGAGGUGGCCCUGCAGAGGAUGCACGCAGACCAGCAGCAGCAGGGCAGAGCACAGCAGCAGCAGCAGCCGCAACAACAACCGACACCACCACCACCGACCAACCAUGUGCCGCAUUCCAACUCUGCUGUCAUGCCCGACACAAAGCCCCUCUCUAGCCUGCUGGGGAAGAACAGCCUCCCUCUAGUCAUUCACAAGUCCCAGCCUACGACUCCUAGUUCUGCAACUUGGCCAACACCUAUUUCAUCAGCCGUUGCCACAACGACAACCAGCCAACCCAUGUUCAAGUCAAAUGUCGACAUUUUUGGCACUUUCAACAGCGACCCAUUCAGCUCGGCCUCUGUAAACUCUACACCUACAGUUCCUGCGAAACCUGCAACAUUUUCUGCAAACGGAAACUUUGCAAAUUUCGACACAGUUUUUUCAUCUGGAAACCAGGAGCAAGCGCCUGUGGUGGCGCACACGGGGGUGACAAAUAGCAUAAACAGCAACCAUAUCGGGGAUACAAGCGGUGGUGGUGGCUUUGUGGCCUCGUUCCCGCCAAUGCCGAGCGCGCUGAGUGCAGUGAGCACGCCAUCGACUGUGACCCUGUCCGCGGCUGCCGGUGGAGGGGAGCCGCAGACAAAGGUUCCUCCGGCGGAUCGAUACGCAGCUCUGGCCGACUUGGACAACCUGUUCCACCAGGAGAGUCCGCAACCACAACCACCUCUGCAGCCACCCCAGCCACCUGCCUAUCCGCAGGCUUCGGCAUUUGCAGUGCCUCAAGCAGCUGCCGCGACUCCCUCCAACCCAUUUGCGGCGGCAGCUCCGGUAUGGAACAUGGCAGCCCCCGCACAGUCCGCCAGCACAGCAUCAGCGUUUGCGACACCCAACCCCUUUGAAGCUGUGGCACCCACGGGAGGAGUCUUUGGUGGCCUGGACGGGAUGGGUGGUGCUGGCAGUGUGGGCGCAGGCGCCUCAGUGUUUGGUGGUUCUCCCAAUGGAUAUGCCUUGGCUGGCACACCCCCUGUGGUUCAGCAGAAAGGCAUUGGCUAUGUGGGUUGGGGCAACAGCGGAUUGGCCGCAGCACCCGGUGGCAUCGUAACACCGGCAGUGGCUCCUUCAGCCUGGCCUGCCAUGGGCAAGGCGGCAGGACCCAUGGCCACAGAUUGGUCGCAGGUCGGGUCGCCAGCGGCAGCCAACCCUUUUCUGAGCGGUCCCAUGCCAAGAGCCAAUUCCAGCAACCCAUUCCUCUGAUAGCAGGCCCCAAACCACCGCAACUGGAAGCACCCACCUGCAAGUGGGAUAAUGACCAGGAACAACGUGCUACUAGGAAGAAGGGGGGAAAAAAGCGGCGCCAUUUUUCCUUUCUAGUGCCCCAUUUUGCCUAGGUUGCACACGUAGCUGUGUAUCUUCUUGCUGGACAAAGUGGACACGUUUUCAUUAGCGAGUAACAGUUCGCCUUCUUCAGCUGCUGUAUGCCUUUUUGUCCUUAUUUUUUUGAAUUUUUUUUAACUAAGUGCCACACAGCAACUUCUUCUAGUCUCUUAAUUUUUUUUUUUUUGCCACUGAGGGAGAGGAGCAGUCAGUGAGCGAAAGUAAGAGGGAAGUAAAGAGAAAGAAAGAGAAAACGUCCAGGGCGUUCCUUUUCUUUUGCUUCCCUUUCUUUUGUGGGCAUCGAACAUUGGUGAGAAGCAUUAGUUCUGUCUAACCCUAUUUCGUUUUUGCUGCUUUAAUUUUGUGUUGUGAGUGUUUGUGUUUUGUCCGUUGCUUGUCUCACUCUCUCCCAUUUCCUAGAACUUUCAAAACCUGUUGAAAGCUUUCUUGCUCUUUUGUGCACAGUAUUUUAAUAGAGAAGUUGUAGGGGGAAAGGAAAGGGUUGAUGGAUCGGUGAGUAAGUUGAGCUGGUUGUGAAUGGUAGUAGAAACUUUUUUUUGUUCUUUGUUUCCUUCUCAAAGCUUAGCCGUGUUCACAACCGUGCAUAACCUCCAGAAGGCAUAACGUUACAUGGGGCGGAAUGGUUUCUCGACUGCGCUUCCUGUGUAAGCCAUACUGUUUGCCAGAUUUAAAGAAAAAAAUUGGAGAUAAUUGAAUAAAAAAACAAUGUGGAACAAAAUUUUAGAAACUCCAAAGGGGGCACUGAAGACAUGUCUUUUUUUUUUUUUUCAGUACCAUGUGUGAUAUUUCAUACUGUAUGUGGCGUGUGUUGCUGUUAACAGCAAGCCGAGCCAAAGGGUCAUUGAGGAGUUUGCACAUACAGAGAUUAAUUAAAGUGCAAAGUUCUGGGGCGUUCUCUGGCCCGAGCUACGUUGUCCUUCGAGUGGGGACGUCGCGCCAUGCACUUUGCACGUUCAGACACUUAGAGGGAUGCAAAUGGAAUCCAGUGAAUACCAGCUGUAGUAGCAGAUGCCAGGCAUGUUAAAAGCUGCUCAGAGCAUCCAAUUCCUUCAUGUACAUAUUGGAGAUUUGUUUUAAAAGAUUCUGUAUCAUAUCUGUUGAAGUACGGGAAUCAUGAGAAUGCUUUAUUGCAAUUUUUUGUCUGCAAUAAAUAGCAUAGCAUGCUUUCAUAGAA